Messenger RNA from Gongylonema pulchrum, 171 nucleotides. The record is from the annotation of a GenBank genome assembly. Lineage: Eukaryota; Metazoa; Nematoda; Chromadorea; Rhabditida; Gongylonematidae.
AUGAACCAGAUGUUCACAUUAAUGGCUAAACUACGAGCCUUGUUUACUGGUCGGCCACCGCCGUCGCCUAGUUCGAGCAGUUUUGCGGAUUUACCGGUUGAUUCAGUGCCAUACAAACUUCCCUAUGGCAUAUUUAAGGUUCGUUGGAUGCACACAUCUCUGAUUCUCUAG